Molecule: messenger RNA, 2313 nt
Organism: Sinocyclocheilus anshuiensis
Lineage: Eukaryota; Metazoa; Chordata; Actinopteri; Cypriniformes; Cyprinidae
Product: sphingosine-1-phosphate phosphatase 1-like
Exons: 3
Coding region: 285-1607 (440 amino acids)
Biological process (GO): sphingosine metabolic process
Cellular component (GO): endoplasmic reticulum membrane
Molecular function (GO): sphingosine-1-phosphate phosphatase activity
Source: RefSeq, a predicted model, not a curated record
AUGGCUUGUGGUCCUGCAGAUCUGUCAGUAACCGGAUACGGCGUUGGGGUCGGUUUGUAAACCGUUGCAAGUAGUUUUUUGGGUUAAUUUUCUCUUCAUAUGUCUAGCAAUAACUUUGUCAGUUGUUAUAAGUUUAUUUGUCUUGGUUAGAUUGGGCGUUUUGUUAUUAUAAGCACAGAAAUGGAGGGGAUGGUUUAAUAACCCACAGCACGGUUCAUUCUCAGUAGCUCCAGCUUCUCCCGGUCUUACCGGGUGGGUUCAACUUGUGCAGUUUUUCGCUGGACAUGGCAGGCGGGUUGAAAGCGGGAUUCGUGCGGCUCAUGCACCAUUUGCAGGACCCUCAGCACGUCGCGCGCUUCCAACGGCUGUGCGGGGUACGCGGAACCGAACCGCGUGACAGACUCCGUUACGGGGCACCAAGUGCUCGCCACGGGGAUGUUCAGAACGGAGGCGGGGAUGCCGCCCGCCGUAGAACAGCAGGAGCAGAAAGCGACAGGGAGAAAGGCAGUAACGUCUUUGCGAACGGCGCUGCAGGAGAUAACGUCAACGGGCAGGCACGGGAUAAAGACGCGGUCGAGGCUCAAGGAUCCGCGGUAAAGCCGUUUCGCAGAAACUCUCUCACUGGAGACGUCGGGCAGGAGUUCAUCAUCGAUAAUAAGUUUAUUUUCUACCUGUUCACGCUUGGUACCGAGCUAGGGAACGAGCUGUUCUACAUCUCAUUCUUCCCGUUCUUCAUGUGGAACGUGGACGCGUAUGUGAGCCGCCGGCUAGUCGUGGUCUGGGUGUUGGUCAUGUAUCUCGGCCAGUGCACGAAAGAUGUGAUCCGGUGGCCGAGACCUGCCUCGCCUCCGGUGGUCAAGGUGGAGAUGUUCUACAACUCGGAGUACAGCAUGCCCUCCACGCAUGCCAUGUCCGGUACCGCCAUACCCGUGAGCCUGUUCCUGCUGACCUACCGUCGAUGGGAGUAUCCUCUGCUGCUGGGUCUCUCUCUGGCCAUCAGCUGGUGUGUCCUAGUGUGUUUGAGCCGCAUAUACAUGGGCAUGCACUCCAUACUGGACAUUAUUGCUGGUUUUCUGUACAGUUUGCUGAUCCUGGUGGUCUUCAGUCAUGCUCUGGACAUCAUCGACACCUUUAACUGCACACAUCCCUAUGCCCCGCUCAUCAUCAUCUCCCUUCACGUAGGACUAGGCCUCUUCUCCUUCACCUUGGACACCUGGAGCACCUCACGCGGCGACACUGCCCAAAUCCUGGGCUCUGGGGCGGGUAUUGCCUUGGCAUCCCACAUCAACUACCACCUGGGCCUUUUGCCAGACCCACCUGCAUCAGUGUUGCCUCUUCAGCCCCCAUCUUUCACCCUCAGCCUGAUCGGACUCUGUCUACUCCGCUUUCUCCUCGGUGUCCUCAUUCUCUUGGCUACCAGAGCUGUAAUGAAGGCUCUCACCAUCCCGCUCUUCUGCUGGCUCUUUGGGAUUCCCAGCAACGACGUUCGGAAGGCCAGGCAGCACAUGGAGGUGGAGCUGCCGUAUCGUUAUAUCGUCUACGGAACAGUGGGGUUAAAUGCGCUUUUCCUUGUGCCUUUCCUGUUUGCACAUGUGGGCCUGUUGUGAUUAGAUGAAAGAAACACCUAUUCUUUCAGCCAAUAAGAGCCCAAUUGGACUGCAGAGGCAACUCCCUUUGAAUCAGUGAUUGGAUGGAACUAAUGCCAAUCAUGUAACACUGUGCUGCACCUUCCAGAUGCUCCUCAAAUGCGUUUUCCAUCAUUUAUACUGUAGUUUUAUCAGAUGUUCUAUUCAAAAUACCUGUUUGGUGCUGAUCCAGAGAAUAUUGCCCUUUUCUGUGCAGUUUGCAUGUAUAGUACAGUAGCAUAUCUAUCAGAUUCUAUUCUUAUCUAAAAUUGAAAACUUUUGUAUCCUACAGUGCUUGUUAUAUUUUUCGCAAGCAAUACAGCAUUUGUGCUAAUUAUCAAACUUUAGAGGAAUUCUGACUAGUCUUUUGACAAGUUUUUUCAUGCCACAGUAGGAGGACUCCAACUCUUGCAUCAAGAGUUGACUGAAAUUUCUCUUUUUGAAGGUGUGACUCAUGCAAAUUAGCAUGCAAACAUCUCUACGAUGAAUUGGCUGGAACUGAUGGCAGCAUUUAUAUUUCUUUUGUUUGCGAGAUUUGAAUCUGAAAUCUCAAAUGUUAAUAGAGCGUUGGGAGCAGCAUUGAUCUUUGUGGUAAUUUUGUUGUAGUUUAUUGACAUGUUUAAUUUCAGAUCUAAAGCAAGUCGGACUGUUUCUCCAAAGACCUUUGUAAUGAUAGAAGCCUUAAAUG